AUGUUCCGAAUAUCUCAAGUACUACUCGCAACCUCGAAAAGACGACUGUACCCUACCAAAGCGCGGUUUUCGGAAGCGACAAGCUUGCAUUAUGACGGGAAGAGUACGGUAGAGGGGUUCAAUGCGAACGAACCCGCAGUGUUCAGAGAGUCUUUCAAGGACAAUCCUGCUAUUGGAAAAUGGUUUACACCAUCUACAGCAAAUCCAAGCUCCCAUGAAUUGAAUGUUUCCUACCUCGAGCAAUAUGGCGACUCCAUCGUCCCGUUAGAGCUCACGCGCUCCUCGCCCGACAAUCCUCACACCACGACUUUCGAGCGCUUCGAAGCGCCCCUCUCCCUCCUACUCUCGCAUAUGACUGGUCCCAACACGCCAUCUACACGUCUAUACCUCGCCCAACACUCUCUCGUCGACCUCCCGUCCCCUUUGCAAGCCGACCUUUCAACCCCGACGCUCCUCUCCCAUCUCGGUCGCGGCGACAUCUAUGCUUCAAGCCUGUGGAUGGGUAGACCGCCUACCCGCACCCCACUGCACCGCGAUCCAAAUCCAAAUCUCUUUGUGCAAUUAGCGGGACAUAAGGUUGUGCGUUUGACGAGGCCGGAGAUUGGUAGGGCGGUGUAUGAGAGGGUCAGGAUGGAAGUGGGUAAGCAGGGUGGGAAGGCAAACAUGAGAGGUGAGGAGAUGAUGGAGGGCAGUGAGAUGGAGGGAUUAGAGAGGGCGAUUUGGGGUGAUGAGCUAGAUAGAGAGGGCGUGGCGGGUGUGGAGGCGGAGUUGGGGAGCGGGGACGGGAUUUUCAUUCCGUCAAUUGGUGGUUCCGAUGAAGAUCUACGCUCAAAGCAAGUCAAGCUGCUUUGA
Cucurbitaria berberidis CBS 394.84 is the source of this 852-nucleotide messenger RNA. RefSeq names its product Clavaminate synthase-like protein. NCBI's taxonomy places the organism in Eukaryota, Fungi, Ascomycota, Dothideomycetes, Pleosporales, Cucurbitariaceae. The coding region runs from base 1 to 852 and encodes 283 amino acids. The record is from RefSeq and is a predicted model, not a curated record. The transcript is spliced from 2 exons. Gene Ontology annotation, molecular function: 2-oxoglutarate-dependent dioxygenase activity.